AGUGUCCACUGGCACGCUCACUCAGGAUCAGGGCGGAAACCUGCAGGCCGGCUGGGGCUGGCUUGGAACAGCCCCACUGUGAAAGGGCCCAGCACCUGGACACAGGCAUCUCGGUUCCACCAAGACCAGCAGCGUCUGGGGGCGCAGCCUCCAGCGCCAGCCUGGAUGCAAGUCUCUUCCCUCCGCGGGCCCCCGUCUGCCGCCCACGGCCCUUCUCAGGAAGCCGAAUCCCAAGCCCAGGCAGGGCCAGUGGGCCGAGGGCAAACCCCGCCCCCAGGGGUCCCCGAUCUUUGACCCCAUCCGGGACUCUGCGCCUCCCCAGGAGGCCACGGGCAGCGGGCGGCGCUGCCUUUUGUAUGCUCCGCUCCGAGGUGCCAGAGACCCCCCAGCGGCGCGCGCGGGAUCCCCUCGCGGCCCCCGGCCCCUCCUCUGGGCGUCCCCGACCCCCCUGCUCGGCUCCGCGUGCCAGCUCGGGGCGCGCUGGUUCGCUCCCCGCGGCGCCAGGAGGAGGGGCGAGGCCGGGAGCCCCCUCCCUCGCGCGGCGCCGGAGCCAGCCAGCCGGGGGGACGCGCCGCCGCCCGUCAUGUGGGCCGGACUGCUCCUAGCGGCUGCCGGCCUCGCGCUCCUGCUGCCGGGGGCCCCGGCCCGCGGCUACACCGGGAGGAAGCCGUCCGGGCACCUCGGGACGGAGAGACGCCGGCUGGGCCCCCACGUCUGCCUCUCGGGGUUCGGGAGUGGCUGCUGCCCAGGCUGGGCGCCCUCCAUGGGCAGUGGGCACUGCACCCUUCCCCUCUGCUCCUUUGGCUGCGGGAGUGGCAUCUGCAUCGCUCCCAACGUCUGCUCCUGCCAGGAUGGCGAGCAAGGGGCCACCUGCCCAGAAGCCCACGGGCCCUGCGGGGAGUAUGGCUGUGACCUUGCCUGUAACCACGGUGGCUGCCAGGAGGUGGCCCGGGUGUGCCCUGUGGGCUUCUCGAUGACGGAGACAGCUGUUGGCAUCAGGUGCACCGACAUCGACGAGUGUUUAAGCUCCUCUUGCGAGGGCCUCUGCGUGAACACGGAGGGCGGUUUCGUGUGCGAGUGCGGGCCGGGCAUGCAGCUGUCCGCCGACCGCCACAGCUGCCAAGACACGGACGAAUGCCUGGGGACGCCCUGCCAGCAGCGAUGCAGGAACAGCAUCGGCAGCUACACGUGCUCCUGCCGGCCCGGCUUCCAUCUCCACGGCAACCGGCACUCCUGUGUAGAUGUCAACGAGUGUCGGAGGCCGCAGGAGCGGCGGGUCUGCCACCACGCCUGCCACAACACCGUGGGCAGCUUCCUGUGCACGUGCCGGCCCGGCUUCAGGCUGCGGGCUGACCGGGUGUCCUGUGAAGCGUUCCCGACGGCCGUGCUGGCCCCAUCCGCCAUCCUGCAGCCCCUGCAGCCCCCGCCCAACAUGCUGCUGCUGCCCGAGGCCGGCCGGCCGGCCCUCUCCCCGGGACACCCCCCUCCUGGGGCUCCCGGGCCCCCAGUGGGAGUCCGGACCACCUGCCCGCCUGCUCACACCUCCUCACUACCAGCAGCCUCCCCUUCCGUCCUGCCGAGGCUGCCGUCCACCCCGAUGGCCACCCCAGUGCCUAGCGUCUCCCUGUUGGGGACCCUCAGACCUUCCACACAACCGCAGGAGAAGGGGGUUACCCCUUCCUUGCCCAGGAGCCCCACAGCCCCACAGCCCACACCGGGGCCCUCUGCCUGCUGGCACCUGGGAGCCAUGCACGAGUCGGGGAGCCACUGGACAGAGCCCGGGUGUUCCCAGUGCUGGUGCGAGGAUGGGCAGGUGACCUGUGAGGAGGCGACGUGUGAAGCUGCUUGUUCCCACCCGAUCCCCUCCGGAGACAGGGGGUGCUGUCCGUCCUGUACAGGCUGUUUCCACGGUGGCGUCGUCAGAGCCGAGGGGGCUGUGUUUUCCCCUCCUGCUGAGAACUGCACCGUCUGCGUCUGCCUGGCUGGAAAUGUGUCCUGCAUCUCCCCCGAGUGUCCUCCCGGCCCCUGUGAGACCUCCCUGGAGUCAGACUGCUGCACCUGUGCUCCAGGGAGGUGCUACUUCCACGGCCGGUGGUAUGCAGACGGGGCCGUGUUCAGUGGGGAUGGCGACGAGUGUACCACCUGUGUCUGCCAGGAUGGGGAAGUGGAAUGUGCCUUCACACCGUGCCCAGAGCUGGACUGCCCCCGCGAGGAGUGGUGGCUGGGCCCUGGCCAGUGCUGCUUCACCUGCCGGGAGCCCGCGCCCAAGACAGGCUGCUCUCUCGACGACAAUGGGACCGAGUUUCCGGUGGGACAGAUCUGGUCUCCUGGUGACCCCUGUGAGUUGUGCAUCUGCCAGGCAGAUGGUUCCGUGAGCUGCAAGCGGACAGACUGCGUGGACUCGUGCCCUCACCCCAUCCGGAUCCCGGGACAGUGCUGCCCGGACUGUUCGGCAGGCUGCACCUACACUGGCAGGACCUUCCACAACAACCAGACCUUCCCAUCCUUGCUGGACCCGUGCCUGAGCUGCAUCUGCCUGCUGGGCUCCGUGGCCUGCUCGCCCGUGGACUGCCCCAUCGCCUGCUCCUACCCUUUCCACCCCGACGGCCAGUGCUGCCCGGUGUGCCGAGACUGCAACUUCGAGGGGAGGAAAGUGGGGAACGGCCAGGUGUUCACCCUGGACGACGAGCCCUGUACCCAGUGCACGUGCCAGCUGGGAGAGGUGAGCUGUGAGAAGGCGCCCUGCCGGCCGGCCUGCGGGGACUCCGCCACGCCCCCCGGGGACUGCUGCGCCUCCUGCCCAGAUUCCCCGGAGGACGGGCGGGGGCUGCCCCCUCCUGCAGACGCGGCCCUGAGCCCCCGCAGAGCCCCCCAGGACCCCGCCACCUGCAGCUCCUGCCCGGGUCCCCCGGCAGCCCAGCCUCAGCGGCCCGCGCCCCACUUCCUCCAGCUCCUCCUGAGGACCCACGAGUCCAACCGGCAGACUUUACCCAGGAGCCGUUCGGGGGCCCAGGCCUCCCCCUUGCCCCCCGCGGGGCCCUCACCGGGGCCUCCGGUCCCCCCAGGAGCCUCCUCUCUACCUCCUGCCUCUCCCGGGGCUCCUGCUACUCCAGAGCCUUCAGCCACGGCCUCUGGGGCCCACACGGCGUCGAAGUGGCCUGCUCUGCCCCCCGCCGUCCUGCCGGAGGCUCCAGCCCUCUCCACGGCAGACCCGAGCUCCCCAGAGGCCCCCGCCACCCUCCAUGGACUCGCCCCCGCCGCCUCCGGACUUUCUGCUGCCCGUGUGGCGACCACCAGCCCUGGCACUCCCCAGCCCCCACCCAGGACCGCGAGUGAAGAGGAGUCCGCGGGGUGAGGGGCCUCCAUGCAGGGCCACCCCGGGAGACGCACCAAAGGAGCCGCUGGGGCCAGCGAGGGCCACUGCCCAGGGGCUUCUGGCCGUGGGACACGCUCGGGGCUGACAGCCUCGUGCCCCCCCCGCCCCCCGGGAGCGUUUGGGAAGCGGAGAACCAGCCUGUCCCGGCAGCGCCCUCCCUGAGGCCCCUCGUGUCUUUGGGGGGAGGCUGGGCUCCCCGCUCUGCAGGGGGCGGGUCAGCAGGCCCAGGUGCCCCUGGGAUUG
Molecule: messenger RNA, 3619 nt
Organism: Myotis daubentonii (Daubenton's bat)
Lineage: Eukaryota; Metazoa; Chordata; Mammalia; Chiroptera; Vespertilionidae
Gene: VWCE
Product: von Willebrand factor C and EGF domains
Biological process (GO): cellular response to virus
Cellular component (GO): cytoplasm
Molecular function (GO): protein binding; calcium ion binding
Source: RefSeq, a predicted model, not a curated record